Molecule: messenger RNA, 1554 nt
Organism: Cordyceps militaris CM01
Lineage: Eukaryota; Fungi; Ascomycota; Sordariomycetes; Hypocreales; Cordycipitaceae
Product: phosphoserine phosphatase
Exons: 2
Coding region: 1-1554 (517 amino acids)
Biological process (GO): dephosphorylation; L-serine biosynthetic process
Cellular component (GO): cytoplasm
Molecular function (GO): magnesium ion binding; L-phosphoserine phosphatase activity
Source: RefSeq, a predicted model, not a curated record
AUGGGUGGCCUGCCAGAUGCCCAAUGGGUCGUUUCUGCGUUUCUGACGUACCUGCCAGGCUAUUUUAAACAAAAAACAAGAAGAAAAAUGGCCGAGCCGACGAGUCCCCAGAAAUCGGCCACCGCCAGGCCUCAGCUCACCAGCACCAUGCGCACCAGCUCCUACCUGAGCGACCAUCAGCAGUACCGCCGUGCCAGCCCGCGCCUCGCAGACGCGCACCACGGCAUCGACACGGUCCUCGAGUCCAAGAGCCGCCCGCCCGCCACCACGGGCAGCCCAGUCGCCGCCGCGCUGCCCUUUCGCGGCAUCCCCUCCGAGGACGCGCCGCCCACCAUUGUCGAGAGCGGCAUCGACCACAGCUACGCCCACCACAGCUGUGCACCCCCCGCCGGCCAGAAGACGGACCGCCUCCUCGUGACGCUCUUCUACAAGGGCGCCGCGCAGCAGCAGCAGCCGCCGACUAUGACCAACUGCGCGACGGCACCCGCCCCGACCGGCUCCCCGCCCAACGCCCCCGACACGCUCCCCGGCAACCUGGCGCCCACGACCAGCCUCGACGCCUUCCCGCUCGAGCCGCCCACGCACGAGGCCGAGCACCUCGACCACCUGUACGGCUCCUACGUGUCGCCGCUCUGCAUCACCUCGUUCCUGCACCUCAUGUCCGCCUUCCCGCUGCCCGACGGCGCCGACGAGCCGCACUCGUCGCACCGCUGCCUCGACGACCCGGACGCCCCGCGCGUCGUCGAGCUCGCCCUCGCGCCCGCGCCCGCCCCGUCCUUUCUCAGCAUCCCCGAGCUGCGCAAGCACGAGACCAUCUACCGCUUCGAGCAGGAGUGGAACGUCGACGUCGUCCUCCGCCGCGACGCCGUCUGGCGCCGCCACCCCCGCCUCGUCGUCUUCGACAUGGACAGCACCCUCAUCGCCCAGGAGGUCAUUGACCUGCUCGCCGAGCAAAUCACCGAGCCCGCCGACCUCGGCGCCCGCGUCGCCGACAUUACCCGCCGCGCCAUGGCCGGCGAGCUCGAGUUUGCCGCCUCGUUCCGCGAGCGCCUCGCCCUGCUCAAGGGCCUGCCCGCCGCCAUCUUUGAGCAGCUCCGCCCGGUCCUCCGCGUCACCCCCGGCGUCCGCCCGCUCCUCCGGGCCCUGAAGCGCCUCGGCGUCAAGACCGCCGUCCUGUCCGGCGGCUUCCAGCCGCUGACCACCUGGCUGGCCGCCGAGCUGGGCCUCGACUACGCCUUUGCCAACGACGUCGUCGUCGGCCCCGACGGCAGGCUCACCGGCGAGGCCCAGGGCCCCAUUGUCGGCGCCGAGCGCAAGCGAGACCUGCUCGUCGAGAUUGCCGCCAAGGAAAACAUUGACCUGGCGCAGGUCGUGGCCGUCGGCGACGGCGCCAACGACCUGCUCAUGCUCGACAAGGCCGGCCUCGGCGUGGCGUGGAACGCGAAACCCCGCGUCCAGAUGGAGGCCGCCGCGCGUCUGAAUGGCGAGAGCUUGCUGGACUUGCUCUACCUGUUUGGCUUUACGGCCGAGGAGAUUGACGCCUUGAUUGCGUGA